GCCGGAGCUGCCGCGCCAGUCGCCGGUCAGAUCCUUGCCCGCUAGUUCUUGUCCCGGUUCUGACUGAAGCUUCGUCCGGUACGCCGGCCGGCCGUCCGUCCCUGCUGUUCUCAUUCUUCCUCAGCUCUUUCUCUUCCCUCUCGCUCAGUUUGCCGGGAGUGUGAAAGGAGAAGGCCCGGGGACGCCCUAAACCCCUUCUGUUCCUGCCCAUCGCAAGUGCCACUGCCGCCAUGGGUCUCACCAUCUCCUCUCUCUUUUCACGCCUUUUCGGCAAGAAGCAGAUGCGCAUUUUGAUGGUUGGAUUGGAUGCUGCUGGCAAGACGACCAUUCUGUAUAAACUGAAGUUAGGAGAGAUAGUCACCACCAUUCCUACUAUUGGUUUUAAUGUGGAAACAGUAGAAUACAAGAACAUUUGUUUCACGGUAUGGGAUGUUGGUGGUCAAGAUAAAAUUAGGCCUCUCUGGAGGCAUUACUUCCAAAAUACCCAGGGUCUUAUUUUUGUGGUAGAUAGCAAUGAUCGUGAAAGAAUUCAGGAAGGAGCAGAAGAACUGCAGAAAAUGCUUCAGGAAGAUGAGUUGCGAGAUGCAGUGCUGCUGCUUUUUGCAAACAAACAAGAUUUGCCAAAUGCUAUGGCCAUCAGUGAAAUGACAGAUAAAUUGGGUCUUCAGUCUCUUCGUAACAGAACAUGGUAUGUUCAAGCCACUUGUGCUACACAAGGAACUGGUCUGUAUGAGGGACUUGACUGGCUGUCAAAUGAGCUUUCAAAACGUUAAGUGAAACUGGAUCUCUGACCAAGGACACGUUUGAUAGAGUUGGUCUAGGCUUGUUACAACAAAAUUAGUUUGCAUCUUGGUUAUUAAACAGUGUAUGGGACUGGUUUUGGGCAGAAUAUGACAGCGUUUAAACUUUGUUGCCAAUUAUUGUUUACCAAGUGGAAUAUUGCUAUUUAGCAAUAUGCUUGGUUUUAAAGAAAUUCUCCUGAACUUGGAAAAAGAAGUGUCCUCUUUUAAUUUUACUUCCCUUAAGCCUAAAUGCCUGGACAUAGCUAUGUGAGACCUUUAAGUAAAUCCGUUUUGAAUGUCUUUUGAGCCCACAAGAUAAGGUUGUAAAGUUACCCCUUUGCUACUUUCCUGAUAUCUUGAUCAUUCCGGGGACAGUCUGCUGAUUAAAAGUAUAGCAUUCCAUUGGUAUUUAUUUUGCUCCCUUGCCAAAAAGAUUUUCUAAUAAUGCUUGUGCCAGCCAGGGAAAUGCUCCAAAACACUAUUCAGAUACCUUGCACUGAGGAACUUUUUUUAUUGCCAUUGUUGACUCCUGGCUUCCAUCAGCCAAACAACCUUGGUGUGGUUUGGAAUUGAUAGCUAAUUAGUUCUGUGCUGGUUGCAAAGAGUUCCCCAAUUGAGAUGAUUUUUAAUACUCAGCAGGUUGUCUUCCUUUACAUUGUUAUCUUUUUUAUGUUGCAUGUUGCUUUCGGUAUCACCCUGACUCUUUGCCCAGUAUGGUAGUUCUCCUGAUGUGUUGUUUAUUGGUGAACAUAUCUUCAUGAAGAAUUUUUGGAAAACUCAUCAAAGGCAAUGAAUAGGUUUCUUCAUAACCCAUUUGGAAUUAUUCCUAAUAAAAUGAUAAAAUAUGUAA
Messenger RNA from Loxodonta africana (African savanna elephant), 1632 nucleotides. It is a transcript of the gene ARF4, whose product is annotated as ADP ribosylation factor 4. The coding region runs from base 231 to 773 and encodes 180 amino acids. Gene Ontology annotation, molecular function: GTPase activity; GTP binding. The record is from RefSeq and is a predicted model, not a curated record. NCBI's taxonomy places the organism in Eukaryota, Metazoa, Chordata, Mammalia, Proboscidea, Elephantidae. Gene Ontology annotation, biological process: vesicle-mediated transport; intracellular protein transport. The transcript is spliced from 6 exons. Gene Ontology annotation, cellular component: cytoplasm; plasma membrane.